Scaptodrosophila lebanonensis is the source of this 1672-nucleotide messenger RNA. RefSeq lists its product as uncharacterized. The record is from RefSeq and is a predicted model, not a curated record. Lineage: Eukaryota; Metazoa; Arthropoda; Insecta; Diptera; Drosophilidae. The coding region runs from base 99 to 1409 and encodes 436 amino acids. The transcript has 4 exons. Gene Ontology annotation, molecular function: zinc ion binding. Gene Ontology annotation, cellular component: nucleus.
UAUUUUAUUUUCAUAGGUCAAGAAUUUUGUGCUUGCAAUUACAUACGGAUUUCGUAUAGAAUUCAAUAAUCUAAGACCAAUAGAGAAAACUAGUCAGCAUGGACCGUUCAAAGACCAGAACUCUGGAAAUUGAUUUGUCCGUUUUUGAAGCCAUGUUCGAACAAGCGACUUAUUCCAAGGAACAGACACCUCUGACGCUCGCCACGAAUAUUUCCAAUUUGGAAGAUUUGCAGUUAUGCUGUCGCUGUUGUGGUCGUAUUGAUGACAACACAUUCGUCGAUUUGGACGAGGAGCAGAAUUUUGAUUUUGAUCCAUCGAUAAACAACUACCGCAGUUUAUUUCAGCGCACUUCGCUGCAAUUUCAAUUUCACACUAUGCCUAAUUUACCGACGCGUAUCUGUGCGCGUUGCUGCUACAAAAUUAAAAUCUUCUAUUGCCUGACGCGUCAGUUCGUGCUUAAUCAGAACUCAAUGCGCGCCACCAUCACAGAAUGGUAUCGCAAUAAUCACUGGAUUGAGCCUCCAGAACAGGCAACUGAUUUGAAACGUGUUAAUGAGGAACUGGCCGCUGCAGAUCCUGAACUGUUGCCGCCACCUCCACUCCCACAAACGGCUACCAAGAAUGGAGUAGUUGUAGGCUGUAAGGAGCGGGUAGCCUCUUGUUUGGUGCAGCCAAUGCCUCAAGAGAUGCCAAAGAAAAUAGAGCAGGCGUCUAAGCAAACCAAUAAGAAUGCCAGCGGUGCAAAUAAAAUUGCUAGAAUCAACGCACUGGCUAAGCUAAAGUCGCCUCCGUUCAUUUGUCACUCAUGUGGCUGGGAAUGGGCUACUCGCGCCGACUUGAUCGCGCAUUGUGGAGUUCGCACUUGUUGUCGCUCUCCAUCCCAACAGUCUGGUUCGCUGGCAUCUGGGCGCAAUCCGGCACAGGUUUCGCAAUCUGCACGUGCCAAGUCCUUGCAUGGAAGCAAUCUGCAAGUUGCCAGAACUCAAAGGCAGCCAGCCACGGCUCGUGAGGUUAGAGGUCGUCAGCAAGAUUGUAACGCUGCUGCCAAAAAGCUUUUUAUAGUACCAACACGACAAGGCACGUCAUCUGCGCCACUUCCAACCUAUCCACGAAGAGUGGCAUCUGCACUGUCCAUACCAGCACGGGCCACGUGCCACACUGCUGCUCAAACGCGUCGCGAACGCACAACACGUUUUCCAGUCGCUGAGCCUGAUCCAUCAAUGCCAGAUGUCGAAUCCGGCGCAAAAAAUGAGUGCAUUGUGCCACCUAGAAUUGCAUCGGAUGGAUGUGAACCUACAAGUUUGCAGGCUACAGGACAAGGCGCAGGACCAGCAACAACCAACCCAGUGCCACCCUCACGCGCUCAAUUGCAGCGCCAACAGAACGCCCGAUGUCGUCAAUGGCGUUGAAAAGAAACAAUUUACCCUUCUCAACGCAUUUUGUUUCGUUUUCAUUUCAUUCGAAUUGUUUUAAUAGCUUCUAAAUUUUGGUAAUAAUUCAGUCAAUUAGAGAAUUGAAACAACAAUGAUCAAAAUUAUUACACAGAAAAUUUCCAUAUGUGCAUCAUUUGUAGCUUUUAACAAUGAAUCUUAACCCAUUCUAUGAAGCUCACAUAACACUCACACAAACAAUGUUACAUUGGGAAAUGUAGAAUAUAGUUAAUUCAAUUUUU